This is a messenger RNA of Aspergillus fijiensis CBS 313.89, 2712 nucleotides long. RefSeq names its product putative peroxisomal multifunctional beta-oxidation protein (MFP) (gene mfp). Gene Ontology annotation, molecular function: oxidoreductase activity. The record is from RefSeq and is a predicted model, not a curated record. The transcript has 7 exons. Lineage: Eukaryota; Fungi; Ascomycota; Eurotiomycetes; Eurotiales; Aspergillaceae. The coding region runs from base 1 to 2712 and encodes 903 amino acids.
AUGUCCGCGGAGCUGCGCUUCGACAACCAGACCGUCGUCGUCACCGGAGCCGGCGGCGGCCUGGGCAAGGCAUAUGCUUUGUUCUUCGCUUCGAGAGGUGCCAACGUCGUCGUCAACGACCUGGGCGGUUCGCACUCCGGCGAGGGCAAGUCCUCUAAGGCUGCCGAUGUGGUCGUUGACGAGAUCCGAGCUGCUGGCGGCAAGGCUGUAGCGAACUACGACAGCGUCGAGAACGGCGAGGCCAUCAUCGAGACCGCCAUCAAGAACUUCGGCCGCGUCGAUGUGCUCCUCAACAACGCCGGCAUCCUCCGCGAUAUCAGCUUCAAGAAUAUGAAGGAUCAGGAUUGGGAUCUCAUCUACAAGGUUCAUACGUAUGGUGCUUACAAGUGCGCAAAAGCUGCGUGGCCUCAUUUCCGUAAGCAGAAGUACGGCCGCAUCAUUAACACUGCUUCUUCGGCUGGGUUGUUCGGUAGCUUUGGUCAGGCGAAUUACUCGGCUGCCAAACUUGGUCAGGUCGGCUUCACGGAGACGUUGGCCAAGGAGGGUUUCAAGUACAACAUCCUUGCUAAUGUGAUUGCUCCUAUUGCUGCUAGCCGGAUGACGGCCACCGUUAUGCCCCCUGAUGUCCUUGAGAACCUUAAGCCCGACUGGGUCGUCCCCUUGGUGGCUGCUCUGGUUCACUCCUCGAACACGACUGAGACGGGUGGCAUCUACGAGGUCGGUGGUGGCCACGCGGCCAAGCUGCGCUGGGAGCGUGCCAAGGGUGCGCUUCUGAAGACCGACGCUACUUUGACCCCUGGAGCCAUUGCAAGGAAGUGGAACGAUGUCAACGACUUCUCCCAGCCCAGCUAUCCCACCGGCCCGGCUGAUUUCAUGGCUCUGUUGGAGGAUGGCCUGAAGCUGCCCGGUGCUGAGGCAGGACAGGAACCUGACUUCAAGGGCAAGGUUGCACUUGUGACCGGUGGUGGCAACGGUCUGGGCCGCGCAUACUGCUUGCUAUUCGCCAAGUACGGCGCUGCUGUCGUUGUCAACGAUCUCGUCGACCCCGAGCCCGUCGUUCAGGAGAUCAAGAAGAUGGGCGGAAAGGCGGUUGGAAAUAAGGCUUCCUGCGAGGACGGCGAGAACGUCGUCAAGUCGGCCAUCGACGCCUUCGGCCGCAUCGAUAUCCUGGUCAACAACGCCGGUAUCCUUCGCGACAAGGCUUUCACCAACAUGACCGAUGACCUGUGGAACCCCGUCCUCAAUGUCCAUCUGCGUGGUACCUACAAGGUGACCAAGGCUGCUUGGCCCUACAUGUUGAAGCAGAAGUAUGGCCGCAUCGUCAACACCGCCAGCACCAGCGGUAUCUACGGAAACUUUGGACAGGCCAACUACGCCGCAGCGAAACUCGGCAUCCUCGGUUUCUCCCGCACUCUGGCUCUGGAGGGCGCCAAGUACAACAUCAAGGUCAAUACUAUUGCUCCUAACGCCGGUACCAACAUGACCCGCACUAUCAUGCCCGAGGAGAUGGUCCAGGCCUUCAAGCCCGACUAUGUUGCUCCCCUGGUGGUUCUUCUCUCCUCUGACAUUAUGCCCGAGCCCAGCACCAAGGGUCUGUACGAAUGCGGCAGUGGCUGGUUCACUCGCACUCGCUGGCAGCGCGCCGGUGGCCACGGCUUCCCCGUGGAUGUCAAGCUUACCCCCGAGGAAGUGCGCAACCACUGGAAGCAGAUCACCAACUUUGAGGACGGUCGCGCGGACCACCCCGAAGAUGGCCAGGCCGGUGCUGAGAAGAUCAUGGCCAACAUGUCCAACCGCAGCGGCAAGGACGCGGAAAGCGGCGGCAACAAGGUCCUGCAGGCGAUCGAGAAGGCCAAGCAGGCCACGACGGAUGGCACCCCCUUCGACUUCGUGGAUCGCGACAUCAUUCUCUACAACCUGAGUGUGGGCGCCAAGCGCACCGACCUGCCUCUGGUGUACGAGAACAACGAACACUUCCAGGCGCUCCCCACCUACGGUGUGAUCCCUUGGUUCAACACCGCCAACCCCUGGAACAUGGACGAUAUUGUGGCCAACUUCUCGCCCAUGAUGCUGCUGCACGGCGAGCAGUACAUGGAAGUCCGCAAGUUCCCCAUCCCGACCGAGGCCAAGACCUUGACCUACCCCAAGCUCAUUGACGUGGUGGACAAGGGCAACGCCGCCCUGGUUGUCUCGGGGUACACCACCAAGGAUGCUAAGACAGGCGAGGACCUCUUCUACAACGAGUCGACUGUGUUCAUUCGUGGCAGUGGCGGCUUCGGCGGGUCUCCCAAGCCCACUGCUCCUCGCCCCAAGGCUGCGACCGCCGCCUACAAGCCUCCUCAGCGCAAGCCGGAUGCCAUUGUCGAGGAGAAGACGUCCGAGGACCAGGCCGCUCUGUACCGUCUCAACGGUGACCGCAACCCCCUUCACAUUGACCCCGAGUUCAGCAAGGUGGGUGGCUUCAAGACCCCUAUCCUGCACGGGCUGUGCUCGCUUGGUGUCUCCGGCAAGCACGUGUUCAGCACGUUUGGUCCGUUCAAGAACCUCAAGGUUCGUUUCUCGGGGGUGGUGCUACCGGGCCAGACCCUGAAGACGGAGAUGUGGAAGGAGGGCAACACCGUUCUCUUCCAGACGACGGUGGUGGAGACCGGCAAGCCGGCCAUCACGGGGGCUGGUGCCGAGCUGUUGGAGGGUGCCAAGGCCAAAUUGUAA